This is a messenger RNA of Paramecium pentaurelia, 4070 nucleotides long. The record is from the annotation of a GenBank genome assembly. NCBI's taxonomy places the organism in Eukaryota, Ciliophora, Oligohymenophorea, Peniculida, Parameciidae.
AUGCAGUAACUGAUUGAAUAUCAUUAGAGUUAAUCAAAUUACUAUCUAUAGUUCCACUUUUGAAAGAAUUGAAAAAGAUUUAGGCUAAUUAGUUUAAGGUGAAAAUGUUGAAUAUUCCUUAAAUGGAAUUAGUGAUUAUUUCGAUAUUGUACAAAUUAUGAAUCCACAAACAGCAGAUUAUACAACUGAAGAUUUGAGUAUGAGUUAAUUAAGAAUUAGCUAAUCUAACCUUCAUUGAUUUACACACAAUGAAGAAUGGGUUUUAUCAUGAAAAUUCAAGAGCUCUUCUUUUUAAGAAAUAUUCAAUAUAUUAAGUACGUUAUCCAUCCAUUGAUAAAGUGUUCUAUUCAACAAUACAAAAGUGUUAAUUUGUUAGAAUCAUUCGAAAUAAUGUUAUCCUAUUGGCUUAUGAAACUAAAAUAUGGAUAGCAAAAACUAAUGAAUAAUUAUAUACAGAUAGUUAAAUUUUAGAUAUAGAGGUUGAAAAUGGUUUCAUAUUAGUAACUACUUUAAAUAAAGUUAUGAUUCUCUAUUAUGAUUAUACUCUAAAAGAAACUGGCACCAUUAUUGAUUCAAGUCUAUUAAACAAUCUACUAGAAACAAAUAAUACCUAUUCAAUCAUAUAAACCAAAUAUGCAUUAAAUAAUCUACUUUUAUUGGAUUCAACAAGAGGUGUUAUAGUUUUAAAAGUUCAUACUAUAAAUGAAUUCGAAUUUGAUUACAUUUACUCAUCUCCAUAAGAAUCCAAUUACUACUCUUUUUGUAUACUAAAAGAUCUUAAUUCUUAUAUAAUAGCAAUAUCAUAUAAUACAAAUAAUUUGAUUUUAUUUAAUUUACAUUCAUAAGAUCUAUAAUCAUGGACUUUAUAAGACCAUGAUCUCUUAAGAAUUAAAAUGGAAUUCAUUGGAGAAUUGGGUAGAUAGCAAUUUCUCUGUCUUUUUAAUUCAACUUAUCUUAUGAUUCAUUAAAUCAAUCCUUCAUAUAUAAUCAAAACUAUUACAUUUCAAAGUCCUAUGAUAAUCACAUUCAAUGUUUAUAAGAGUUAAAUUUAUAUUGUACAAAAUACUAAACAAUAAUCAUUUAUUAUUUCUAAUGGAUUGCUUAUUAUGAAACUUAAUAAUUAAGCUAAUUAUGAAUUAUAAAAUUUAUUAUUAAUAGCUACUGAAUUAAAUCAAUGUGCUGUAACCAUUAAUUAUGUUAUCUACAAUUAUUUAGAUAACAAACUUUAUUAGAAGACCAAUCUAUAACAUCAAAUUAAAUAAUUAAUAAAUUAUCCAACUGAUCCUUAGGUACCUAUUUUUAAAGAAAUAGGAGUUUCUGGAUCAAAUAUUAAGGCUUAGAUUGAACUCUAGGAUGAAAGUAUUACUUUGAAACUUGGAUACAUAGAAGAUAUUAAAAUUAAAGGAAUUGUUUGGUCAGAUUCAAAUGAUUUACCGAAUGAUUCUGUCUAUGUUGAUAUCUGUGAAGUAUAGUAAUAUGUUUAUUACUUAAUUCAAUCCAAAACACUCAAAGCAAUUCUAUAUUAAUGUUCAAUUAGUAAUCCAUAUACUGAAUUGAAUUGUUAAAAAGUUCAUUAGUUUUAUCCAAAUAGAAUUCUAAGUAAAGAUUCCUUUUAAUGGAUUCAUAAUAAUUAUGUAAUUUUUGGUUAUAUAUCUAAAUUCUCACACACUUUAGAACUUUACUAAUUGAAUCAAUCUAUCGUUUAAGAAUUGUUCACUAUAGCUACAAGUCUAAAAGAUGAGAAAUCAGAAAUUACAUCUUUUACUUUAUCUAAAACUCAUGUAUUUGUUGUUCAAUAAAGAAAAUAAUAAAUAGAUAUUAUUUCAUUGACUUCAGAAUCAAUAAUAGACACUAUAACAACUUUUGAUGUCCCUUCCUAUUAAUUUAAUCCUAAAACAGUUUAAAUUUAAUCAAAUCUACUUAUCAUAACUGGAUAUUAGAAUAUAAUAAUUGGCUAUUUUUUUAAUUCUUUUAGAUUAAUGGAUUGUAUUACAUUUUCAGAUAGUGAGUCCCUUGCAACUGGAGUAACUGAAUAUACAUUCUUUGUAGCCAUAGAUUAUGGUUACAAAUAAGAAAUCAGAGAAUAUAGUACAAGAAUGUAGAAGAUUAAUCUACUUAAAAUUAUACCUUUAUUCCAUUAUAUUUUACACAAACCUUUUGAAAUAAUGUCUUAAAUGAAUUUAGUUCUUCUUAAAGCAUACACUCCAGUUUUAUAAUAAACAGUAUUAUUAAUCUAUUAACCUGAUGUUGAAUUGAGGGAAUGUUUAGUUAUUAGUGCUCCUUUAGGAUGGUAUGCAGAGAAAGAGUUGAACUUAGGAGUGACAGCCUUUCAUUAAUCUGGAUUAUUAAUCCAUGCUGGAUCUUUGAUGUAAUUUAAGAAUUUCUUUGUAGCUAAAGAUUUUUAAGCUGUAAUUACAUCUAAGUAUGAUUCGAAGUACAUUCAUAGAAAGGAACUGAAUAUAUCUUAUCUUACAAUAGAUUCUCCAGGGAUAAUUGAAUAAGUGUAAAAUGUAACAUUCUUAAAUUUGAUGACCAAUAUUGAGGCAGUUUCAUCUCAUAAUAAAUUGUAUUUAGAAUCUAAGAUAGUACCAAUUCCAAAUAAUUGGUUUAAGGGGUUGGUAAUUGAUUAUAAAAUAGAAUGUUAAUAAUGUAAUGAUAAAAUAAUACUAACUCCAAAAGUUCAUUAGAUAUCAAAUGUUCAUCAUUAUGAAGACAUAUUAAGUUAUUGUUAAUUAAAUGAAACACUCUAAGUGAUUCUUACAAAUAAUAGUCUGAUGUUUUUAGAUCAUUAACAUUAUGUAAAACAUCAACCAUUCUUCUUUGAUUUUGAAACUUCAUAUUCUCCAUAAAAUGUUUGGUGCAAAGAUCCUAUAAUACUUAUAACAGGAAGUAGUAACACAAAAUUAUUUUGGAAUUCAUUUAUAGCUAUGAUAAUAAAAGAAGGUAAUUCUUUUAGAUUGGUAGAUUAGCCAGUUAUUAUUAAAAUAUUUAGAAAGAUAUUAUAAUUAGAAAUUUUAGAAAAUUUUAAUUUUAUUCUUUUAGAAGCAAUUGAUGAAGAGGAACAAUCAAGUUUAUGUUCAUGGCAUAUAAAUUAUGCUUCUCCUAGUUUCUUGAGUUUUUCUAAGAUGUCAUGUGUAGAUAAAUCAAAGUAACCAAAUUUUAUGGUAAGGAGUUUUAUCACAUAUUCAUUUGGAAAUCUAGUAAGAGUAUUAAUGAAUGAAUUAAAUUAUGGAAUAUAUGUUCAAGAUUUCCAAUAUUAAAAUAAUUUCAUAAAAUCUUUAAUUGUAAUUAAUGAUGUAAUUAGAAUAUCUCCAAAAAGUAAUUUGGAAGCAUUAAUAGGUGAAAAAAUAAAUGAAGGGAUAACUUAUGAUAAAAUUUUAAAAUGUGGAGAAGAAGCUAAUAAAAAUUAUUAAAUUUUCAAUGUGAUAUUGUUGACUAGAGAAAUUGCUCAUUUAAAAAUGAUUGUUAGAUUUGAAGAUGAAUUAUUUAAAGAAAUCAUAAUAACCUAAUUGAUACAAAGAUAUUCAGACUUUAAAUUGAUGUUUCCAUCAUCAAUUGUUAAAGAUUACUUAGCACUAGCAUACAAAAAAGAAUCCACUCGUUAAUAUUCUAUUUGUAUAUACAAAUUAGAUAUAAACACUGAAAUAAUAUUAUAAUUUGGAGGAAUCGAAAUAACAGAAUCCUAUAGUUAAUUCUUCUCUCUUCUAGAUGAUGAGAAUGGAUAAUUAUUACUUUAAUUGUAAUUAUCCAAUAAAAAUUUAUCUUUAUAUAAAGUUGAAGAAUAUGCAACACUUACAUUUUUAGAAGAAGCUCAUGAAUAACAAUUUGUAUUGAUAGCCAGUAAUCUAGUUUCCUCUGCAAGCAUGAUUGUACAAUCAUUUGAUAUUUUAUAAUCAUCUUCUAUUACGUAAGAAUAUUUUCUAUUUAUUAGAUACUGGAUCUUACUUAUACUUUUACUUCUCGCAAUUACGAUUCUGUCUUUAAUGUUUUUUGUUAUUUAUUGGAAAAAUCGGUAAAAGAAAUAGAGAAAAAGAAUGUCACUACAACAAUAAUCAUUAAUACUUAAAUGA